UGUAUUUUCCAAGUAAUAUGAACGGGUAUUUAGAGAAGGAUAGCCCUUUUUUACCCCUCCUAGAUAAGGAAGUGCAGUUGGCUGCUUCGCUUUGUAAGGCACAAAGCGAGUACAAUGGAAAAGUUUGUCGAAUAAUUGGAAUUGACUUGAAAGAACCCUCUAAGGAAGAAUACCUGAGAUGGAGAAGUUCUGACCGUCCUUUGGAUAGGAAGGCAGAGGUCAUUAUUUACAAUACCUCGACAACGUGCACAUCUGUUUAUAUUUUGUCUUUAAAGAACAAGAAAGUAUUAUCCAAAAAUGAGUUUCGUAAUGUGCAACCAAGUAUUACUUUAGACGAAGCCGUCGAGGCGGAAAAUUUGAUAAAGAAGGAUCCAAAGUGUCAAAAAAUUUUGAGAGAAGAGUACAACAUUACAGAUACUGACUUAAUUACAUGUGAUCCUUGGACAGUAGGAAGGAAGGAUCCAAAUAAUCGAAGACUAAUUCAAAUGUUCACUUGGUGUCGUAUGAACAAGGAUGACGAGAAUCAAUACUCUCAUCCCGUGGAAGGUUUUCUUCCCAUUGUGGACCUAAAUACAAUGACUAUUGUGCAGCACGAAAGCUAUGCAAAUGCUCCUGUUCCUAAGAAGUUGUAUCCUUUUAGGGCUGAUAAGUGGACUCUGCGACAGGAUCUUAAGCCUUUUGAUGUUAUGCAAUCCAAUGGACCCAGUUUUCAGGUCCAUGGUAAUCAUGUUAAGUGGCAAAACUGGAGCUUCUAUGUUGGAUUCAACUCAAGAGAAGGCCUCGUUCUGCAUGAUAUUCGUUACACUGAAGGAAAGGAGGAGAGAAGCAUUCUUUACAGGGCGUCUGUUUCAGAAAUGGUGGUUCCUUAUGGUGACCCUGAUCCUCCUCAUAAUACAAAGAGAGCUUUCGAUGAGGGGGAAUAUGGUUUAGGAAAUUGUGCCAACUCUCUCCGUUUAGGAUGUGACUGUUUAGGUCACAUUCAUUAUUUCGAUGCUUGUCUAACAAAUGCCAAAGGAGAGCCUCAGAUUGUAAGAAACGCUGUGUGCAUGCACGAAGAAGAUAUUGGCUUGCUCUGGAAACAUCUUGAAUUACGUACGAGGCAUCCUGAAUCUAGGAGAAGUAGAAGACUAGUCAUCUCUAUGAUUGCAACUUUGGUAAACUAUGACUAUGGAUUUUUCUGGUACCUCUAUCAAGAUGGAAAAAUCGAAAUGAAGGUGAAGCACACUGGACAGCUAAAUAUAUGUGGUAGAAACAUUUAUCAUAAUGGAAUGAGAAAUGGAAGUCUUGUUGCUCCAGGUCUUAAUGCACAGUAUCAUCAGCACUUUUAUAGUGUUCGACUAGACUUUGAUAUAGAUGGAACGGAGAAUCGAGUCACUGAAAUAGACGUAGUUCACCCAACAGAUGAAGAGUUGGGAAUAAAGACAACACAAAAGAAUGCAAUGACCAUUCGAGAGACAGUUCUUUCUAAUGAACUAAAAGCUGCUCGAGAUAUUGACGCUGCUAGAGCAAGAACUUGGUUGGUGAGCAGCUCUCGAAGACGAAACUACCUUGGUCAACCAACGGGCUAUAAGAUAGUACCAGUGACAGUUGACAAGUUUCUGCUAAACGAGGAUUCUGCCGUAGUUAAAAGAGCAAACUUUCUGAAACGUGCCUUAUGGGUUACAUCCUUUGAUGAAGAGGAACGUUAUGCCGCAGGAAGGUUUCCUAAUCAGUGUGAAAUAGAUCAGGGUUUGGGAAAGUGGACCCAACAGAAUAGAUCAGUGCUAGAUAGAGAUAUUGUCGUUUGGUACACUUUUGGCAUUACGCAUGUUCCUCAAACCGAAGACUGGCCAGUCAUGCCUGUGGUUGAGGCUGGGUUCAUGUUGCAUCCUUGUAACUUUUUCGAUAUGAACCCUGCAAUGGAUGUACCACCCAAGUCAUCUUCUUGUUCUCAUGUUUCUGCAAAAAUUUAAUGCCCUUUUAGAAGAUAGUUUUUGUGUUUCUCGAAAUAAAAUUGUUUUAUCAAACUACAACAAAUAUUA
Galdieria sulphuraria is the source of this 2021-nucleotide messenger RNA. RefSeq names its product primary-amine oxidase. Bases 18 to 1952 code for a protein of 644 amino acids. The transcript is spliced from 8 exons. The record is from RefSeq and is a predicted model, not a curated record. Gene Ontology annotation, biological process: amine metabolic process. NCBI's taxonomy places the organism in Eukaryota, Rhodophyta, Bangiophyceae, Galdieriales, Galdieriaceae. Gene Ontology annotation, molecular function: copper ion binding; quinone binding; primary methylamine oxidase activity.